UAAACUAGAUCAGAUCUUUCAGUUUCAUCGCAGUUGUGGCCAGUACAACUGCUCGAAUAAGCUUCCUCAAAAAAAGAACAUCGGAAGCUAAAAACGGGGCUGAAGUGUUUGUUUUGUGUAAAUUUAAUUGAGAAGAAGCAAAAAAAAAAGUCAAGAUCAUUGACACACAGAACUUUUUUGAUUGGAUUAUCCAUUCGGUGCAAGUAUAUCAAACUGAAGAUGCACUUUAAUAUGAUGACGCGUUUUUGUAUGAUCAGCAUUAUUUGCGUCUUGCAAAUUGCUAUCACAUCAGUCAAGUGCAGCGGAUUCUAUUCAGUAAUUGCACCCGGUACCCUAAGAUCAAAAUCCGACUACCAUGUAACAGCUUCUCUCCAUGAUGCACCAUCGCCAUGUAAAAUCAAAGUCGGACUUAUCGGACCCGAAUACUAUGUCUCACAAACUAUAGAAAUUCAGCCACGUUCGUCAAAGUCUAUUAGAUUUGAAGUUCCAAAAAUCAAAGAUGGUUUCUAUAAUUUAUUUGCUGAAGGAAUAUCCGGAAUUGAAUUUAAAAAUUCAUCUCGACUUAACUAUGCUGGUGAACAUUUGUCAAUUUUCAUACAAACUGACAAAGAAAUCUACAAACCUGGCGAUGAGGUUAAGUAUCGGGUUUUGGUUUUGGACAAAAAUAUGCAUCCAGUUAAUAUUCAACAAAUUGGAAUUCAAAUAUUUGACGGAAACCAAAAUCGCAUUACACAUUUCAACUCACCAGCUUUGAUCAAAAGUGCAACAAUGAGUACACUUCAGCUUUCAACAAGUCCAGUAUUGGGUACUUGGAGUAUUGAGGUUAAUGCUGACGAUACGGUUAAGACUAAGUACUUCAAAGUUGAGAAGUAUGUUCAGCCAAAGUUUGAAGUUCUACUUGAAGCUCCAACGAAUGUGGUGAUUUCUGAAGGAAAAAUUGGAGUCACUAUUGAGUCAAAGUACACUCAUGGAAAACAAGUAAAAGGCAGAGCUCUUGUAACAGUCAAGCCUUCCUACUACUACUAUGGUGACGAUCCUGAUCUACCACACACCGAAAAGAUACUUCCUUUCGAUGGAAAGACUUUCGUUGAGUUUGAUAUUUUAGGUGAUUUGCAGAUAACCAAACGAAACUAUGUCCCUCAAUUGACAAUUGUGGCUAUUGUUGAAGAAGAAUUGACAGAAUUACAACACAAUGCUACAGCUACUGUCAAUAUCCAUCGUGAAAAGUAUCAAAUUCAAAGUGUUAAUCCUCCGCCGAAUAAAUAUCAUCCUCGAAAGCCUGUCACGUUCAAUCUUGUUGUGAAAAAUCUAGAUGGCACUGCUGUCAAAGAUACAGAAAAUCCUCUCACUCUUAGUUUUGGUCCAACCAAUGAUCGGCCUGAAGAUGAUCCGGAGACAAUUACUACAGCAGCGCCACCUAGUCGAACAACAACAUUAACAACCUACUUGGACAGCAAUGGAACUGCAAAUUUUGAGGUUAAUUUAUCAGAUGGAGGUUCAAAUCCAUAUUUUGUACGGGCCAGUUAUUUGGAUUCGACUUCUUAUGUGACGUCUUUGACAAAAGUUCAGAGGGCAAAUACUGACAAACAUUUGAAAAUUACCGUACAAACGAGAAAUCCAACUUUGGGUAAGGACAUUUCGAUUAAGGUUGCAAAUGGCAAGUCUAUUCCAUACUUUGUCUACACAAUUAUUGGACGUGGAGAUAUAAUCCAAAGUAAAAUUAUCAAAUUUCAGAAAAAUCGAAAAUAUCAUUUUUUCAAAAUAACACCUACGAUUGAAAUGUUUCCACGAUUCACUCUUUUUGUGCACUAUGUUGUGGGAAAUGAUUUUCAUCAUUCUGAAGAAGUUAUUGAGAUUCAAAAAACUUUUGAAAAUUCAAUUUCUAUGGGUGUUCCAAAUCAAGUCAAACCUGGAGAAGAAAUCAAUAUAACCGUUAAUACAAGACCAGAUUCUUAUGUUGCUCUACUCGGAGUUGAUCGAAGUGUUUAUCAGCCAAAAACUGGAAAUGGAUUGAGCAAAGCAACCAUUUUUCAUGAUUUGAAUCGAUAUGAUGCUCGAACUCCAUGGUCGUUUGGUUAUGGUCAAUAUCCGGGACGACAAGCUGGUUUAGUAACAUUGACUAAUGCGAAUUUUGUAUUUCCUCGAAAUGUACCAAAUGAUUCCAUUGGCAAUUAUUACGAAGACGGUUCUAGUUUAGAAUCAGAACUGGAACCACCUGCUAGAAAGGAGGUUCCCGAAACUUGGAUAUGGGAAAAUGAGGAAAACAAAAAUGGAACUGGAAUGAAUUUUAAGCUAAAAGUUCCCGAAGCAAUUACUUCUUGGAUUGUUUCCUUGGUAUCACUCAAUUCAAGAACUGGUCUUGCACUCAUCGAGGAACCAAAGACAAUAAGAGUUUUUAAACCAUUCCUUGUAUCAUCGAAUUUGCCAUAUUCGAUUAAAAAAGGUGAAAUUAUUGCCGUUCCAGUUGAAAUAUCAAAUUUCUUUGCUGAUGAUCUAGAAGUCGAAGUAACUUUACAAAAUUCCGACAACGAUUUUGACGUAAUCGAUGUUGUUAACGAAAUAAUGGAAGAAGCUAAUUGUACCAAAUACAUUUCAAUACCAUCGAACAGUACCAUCGCUAUUACAUUUUUGAUUAAUCCAAAUAAAAUUGGUGAUAUAUCAUUAAAUAUCACAGCCAACUCCCCCUUAGCCAGUGAUAAAAUCCAUCAAAUCCUUCGAGUUGAACCUGAAGGUAUUAAAAUCAAUGUGAACAAAGCAGUUUUCAUGUACUUGAUGGAAUACAAUGAAAAAACUGUAAAUUUCGACAUUGAAUUGCCAGAAAAUGUUGUUCCUGAUUCGGAAUCAAUCGAGUUAUCAGUUGUUGGUGAUAUUGUUGGUUCCUUUAUCAACAAGUUUGAUCAACAAGAAAUGAUGCCAGAUGGAUGUGCUGAAGAAAAUAUGGUUUUCUUUGUAACGAACGUUUUAAUAAUAAAUUACUUGAAGCAGGUUCAUACAAUGUUUCAUAGAGAUUAUUUCGAAAACCGUCCGACUCGAAGUUAUGAUCAAGACUUCAUCGACAAACGUACAAAACUUCUUCAACUUGGCUACCAACGUGAAUUACAAUUCAAACAUGAUGACGGUUCUUAUAGUGCUUUUGGCAAAUCCGACCCCUCAGGAAGUACCUGGUUAACAGCUUUUAUUAUCCGAUCAUUUCUACGAGCUUUGCCUUAUAUUGAUAUCCAUCCAAAAGUUAUUGAAUCCGGUUUACGGUUCUUGGAUAGAAAACAAACUUUCUUCGGAGAUUUCCGCGAAGAUGGCAAACCUACUGAUAGCUUGGCCAAAGAUGACACAAUUGGUUUGACAAGUUUUGUAUUGCUGACAUUUUUGGAGAACAAGGAAUAUGCUAAGCAAUAUGAAGAUACCAUCGAAAAGGGCUUCCAAUACAUUGCUGCUGAACAAGCAAACACAAAUGAUGGUUACACUUUGGCACUGGCAACUUACGCACUCGGCACGGGCACCCGCUUUAAGCACGCUGAAAUUGUCAUCACGAGAAUAAUCAAUACUUAUGAGCUAGCAAAUGAUGACACACAAUGGUGGAAAAGAACAACGGAUGUUGGACAUUCUUCGUAUAUUCCAAGUUCGGUAGAUGUGGAAAUGACUGGGUACAUGGUCAAGUCGUUAUUGUUCAAGGGAUCACCUAAACUGGUUUUACCAAAUAUUCGAUGGCUUUUAUCACAACAAACUGAAGAUGGACGAUUUUCUUCAAGCCAGGGUACUGUGGUUGCCCUCGAAGCUUUAUUUAAGUUUGCUGAUAGAUCUGCCGCUACUGAGGGAACUAUUGAUUUCGAAUAUACUGAUGGCAAAGAUUUUUCUGGUUCAGCAAAAAUCAAGCUUGAAGAAUCCGAGUUUGCUUUGAAGAUGGAAACACAUGUGGUUCCCAACACCGUACAACAUUUGCAGGUUACUGCUAAAGGAAAUGGUUCAUCUUUAGCUCAACUUACCUACCAUUAUAAUUUAGCUGAAGCCAGUAUUGAUCCUUGGUUUAACAUAACCACCAAUAUCAAGGAUUCUCUUAGAGAUCAAUUAGCUUUGGAUGCUUGUUUGCAUUUUAUUCCUCGAUAUGGUUUGAAAGAAUCUAAUAUGGCAAUACUGGAAGUAUCAUUACCAUCAGGAUAUAUUGCUGAUGCUGAUAGUUUUGAUCAUAUUAGAGAAGUUCAUGGAGUUCAGCGUGUUGGAACGAAAAAUUCACAAAGUAUUGUUAUUGUAUAUUUUUACAAUUUAAAUGCCAAACAACAUUGUGUUCCAAUUAAUGCUGUAAAAUCUCAUGCUGUUGCAAAUCUUAAGCCUACACCGAUUGUGGCUUAUGAUUUUUAUGACAAUGAUAAACGUUCUGUGAAUUUCUAUGAAGUCAAAUCGUUGCUUUGUGAUCUUUGCCAAGGUUCGGAUUGUGGAGAGAAUUGUCUUUUGAAAAAAAAGUAAUAAUUUUGAAUUUUAUUAUAAAUUGUAU
Molecule: messenger RNA, 4486 nt
Organism: Episyrphus balteatus (marmalade hoverfly)
Lineage: Eukaryota; Metazoa; Arthropoda; Insecta; Diptera; Syrphidae
Product: thioester-containing protein 1 allele R1-like
Exons: 16
Coding region: 220-4458 (1412 amino acids)
Cellular component (GO): extracellular region
Molecular function (GO): endopeptidase inhibitor activity
Source: RefSeq, a predicted model, not a curated record